This is a messenger RNA of Ictalurus furcatus (blue catfish), 2206 nucleotides long. RefSeq names its product antizyme inhibitor 1a (gene azin1a). The record is from RefSeq and is a predicted model, not a curated record. Lineage: Eukaryota; Metazoa; Chordata; Actinopteri; Siluriformes; Ictaluridae. The coding region runs from base 586 to 1932 and encodes 448 amino acids. The transcript has 12 exons. Gene Ontology annotation, cellular component: cytoplasm. Gene Ontology annotation, molecular function: ornithine decarboxylase activator activity; ornithine decarboxylase activity. Gene Ontology annotation, biological process: positive regulation of polyamine transmembrane transport; negative regulation of protein catabolic process.
CUUCAACAGCUUUGAUACUCACCUUCUUGGAUUGGUCGAUGGAAAUGUGUUUGGAAUGCACCUCCUGUCAUCUGAUUGGUUUACAUGCACGCAAAAAAAAUAAAUCGUGGCCCCGCCCACUCAAUGUCUCCCCGUAUAGAGGAAGUAACUAACUAGCACGCUAGGAACAGGAAGAAGAAGAAGAGUGUGUUAGGCGUAUUUCAGUUCCUCCGCCCUGAAUAGUGAUAUCUGCGUUCACCUUCUGAUUUAUAUAUACACAUACAUAUAUGGCCAACAGAAUUCUUAAUUUUAUCUUUAUCAUUAGUGUUCCCUCUAUUUUGUAAACAUUCCGCCGAAAAAGAGAAGACGGUUUAACCCUUUUACUGGGAAUUUCUCUCGGCUGCUUGUGACUCGUCAGAACUGCACAGGAGCGGUUGUGUGCCGUGAGCAGUUGGACUUCAACGCUGAGCCCCCUUGGGAUCCUAGCUGAUAACAGGAGGGGUCUGGCUUUCGACCUCACUCUUGGAUAUCGCUAGGACCCAGGAGCUGUGAGGGCUUUGCUAAAUAGGUGACCCACUUUAUGACUGUGUUAACCCGGACUUUUGGAUGAGGAUGAAAGCGACGCUGAAUGAAUUGCUCUGUUCUGUCGAGCUGCUUGAAGGAGACACCGCUCUCCAUGACGUCAUCAACAAACACAUCUCUGACCAAACGCAAGCACAAAAGAGUGCGUUCUUCGUGGCGGAUCUGGGUGCCAUCAUUUGGCAGCAGAUCCGAUGGAAAACUCACAUGGACCAUGUUCGACCUUUCUACGACAUGAAGUGUAACAGCAGUGCUGUGGUGGUUGAGAUCCUGGCUGCACUGGGAACCGGCUUCGUUUGCUCCAGCAAGAACGAGUUGGAGUUGGCGAAGAGCUUCGGCGUCCCUGCUCAAGACGUCAUCCUGGGUGGAGCCUGCAAGCAACUCUCCCUCAUUAAAUAUGCUGCUAAACAUGGCGUCCGGCUGCUGGUGUGUGACAAUGAAGCUGAGAUGAGGAAGAUCUCUCGAUGCCACCCAAAUGCAAGGCUGCUGAUUCAGGUGUACACAGCAGGCUGCUGCGAGCACGAGGAAACGGCCAUGCCGUUCGGCUGCACGCUGAAGGACUGUAGGCACCUGCUGGAGUGCGCAAAGGAGCUCGGCCUGAACGUAACCGGAGUCAAGUUCCAUGUCCCCAGCUGCUGCGCUGAGCCCGAGGCCUUCACUCAUGCUGUGUCAGAUGCACGCUGUGUGUUCGACAUGGGGGCUGAACUUGGAUUUGCCAUGAGUAUUCUAGACGUUGGUGGAGGUUUCGAUGGAAUCGAGGCUCAGUUAGAAAAGGUGAACAGGGCGUUGAAACCCAUGCUGGAUGUGUACUUCCCUCAGUCAACGGGUGUGUCUGUCAUCGCUGAACCUGGAGCCUAUUAUGUGUCUGCUGCUUUCUCACUGGCUGUGAGCAUCAUCUCAAAGAAAAUGGCAGCUCAGGACGCCAAGCAUCAUGCACACGAUGCUCUGUCUGGAAACGAUGAGCCGGAGUUCACCUAUUGUCUGAACGAUGGAGUGUUUGGCUCUUUUUCCUAUAAACUGUUGGAGGAGUCUGUUCCUGUUCCAUCUCUACUUAAGGAGAUCUCUGCUGAGGAGCCGUUCUUCGCCAGCAAUCUGUGGGGGAGCACGAACGAUGGUCUGGACCAGGUGCUGGAGUCCUGUCUUCUCCCAGAGCUCAGUGUUGGCGACUGGCUGGUGUUUAACCACACCGGGGCCAACAGUCUCAGAGCGACGGGAGAACCCACGCCGCCCGUUCACUACAUCAUCUCUGCGCAAGACUGGUACGAGAUUCAAAACUACGGCGUCACACUGGACACAGCCCUGAAGAACUUCUCUCUGGUCCCGUGUUUUCAGAAGCCCAGUCUAAGCGAGAGCGCCAUCUCCACUCCGGCUUAGCAAAGCUGCUCUUCGGCUACUGCAGCCUCGCGGGUUAAUUAAUUUUUUUUAUAUAUAUAUAUAUAAAUAAAGGAGCCAUCUGGACUCUUCUGGGACCAGAAUACAACGAAUGAGGUUUCAGAAGGGUUAUCGGUGCAAGAAGAAAUGCAUUUACGGUCAUGUCACGAUAGAGUUUAUUCAUUUGCGGGGUUGAUGGUUAGUGCUGUUUACAAACCUGCUAGAGUAUUUAAUUCAGUUUUAUAAAUAUAUACCAACACGCAUAUAUGUAAUAAUA